Molecule: messenger RNA, 1575 nt
Organism: Nanorana parkeri
Lineage: Eukaryota; Metazoa; Chordata; Amphibia; Anura; Dicroglossidae
Product: neuropeptide Y receptor type 2-like
Exons: 2
Coding region: 360-1511 (383 amino acids)
Biological process (GO): G protein-coupled receptor signaling pathway
Cellular component (GO): membrane
Molecular function (GO): neuropeptide Y receptor activity
Source: RefSeq, a predicted model, not a curated record
CUUGGGGGGCUCUGUGCAGCCCCUCACUGUGCUAAAUCUAUAAUACGCCUUCCCUCCAAGGCUUCAUUGCUUAUUCCAUUAUUUCCACACCUGUCAACCACUGCAAAUCCAGAGGGUGACAAUGGAGAGAAGUAUUUAAAUGUGUUCCCUGGAGGAUCAAACCCUUGGCGUGGUUGUACUGUGUGCUGGCAGCAUCACCAGUUAAUCCACCUCCCUCUCCUAGAUUAUGCUCUCUUUCUAACCAUCUAUACAUGCAGUCGUCUGUUGGAGCGCACUUCUGUUGGACAGCUGCAGCCAAAGUAUUCUUCACUGUGGUCCAGGGAGACAAGAAUGUGAAUUUCUCCAGGUGAAACCAAGGGAUGUUUUUGGCAAAAAUGGGAACAUUAAAGCAAACGAACAUGACACAGGAGCCUGGCUCAAAUUGGUGGCUCUCAAAGAGUACAGUUAACCCCAUAAAGUCUUUCCAUGGGACCAGCUUCAUGAUGGACAGCACCAAUAUUCUGGGAGUUCAGGUGAUUCUCAUUAUGGCAUAUUCCUUAAUUAUUCUAUUGGGACUUGUUGGGAAUUCCUUGGUCAUUUAUAUGAUUGUAAAAUAUAAAAACAUGAGGACAGUAACAAACUAUUUCAUAGCCAAUUUGGCAGUGGCAGAUCUCAUGGUGGACAGUCUUUGCCUGCCAUUUACCCUGGUUUACACUCUGCUGGAUGAGUGGCAAUUUGGCUUAGUGCUCUGCCAUCUGCUUCCUUAUGCCCAGGCAAUGAGUGUCUACAUCUCCACUCUCACCCUGAUUGUUAUAGCUUUAGAUAGAUACUGGUGCAUUGUUUUCCACCUCAAUAGUCGGAUCUCCAAGAAGUUUAGUUUCUUAAUUAUUACUAUCACGUGGGUGGCAGCUUCCGUCUUUGCUAUUCCCCUUGCUAUCUUCCGGGAGUAUAGAUACGAGGAUUUACCAACCAUCAAUCUCACAAUAACUGUAUGUACAGAAAAGUGGCCCUCAAAUAACAGUAGAGAUGCUGCCAUCUACAGUGUGUCAAUGCUUCUUCUACAAUACAUUCUUCCACUUGUGGUAAUCUCUUACUGCUAUAUGAGAAUCUGGUUGAAGCUAAAGAAUCAUAUAAGCCCAACACCCAGAAGUGAUACACACCAACGAAGAAAAAACACAACUAAGAUGCUGGUGAUGAUGGUGGUUGUGUUUGCAGUCUGCUGGCUUCCCUUCCAUGUCCUUCAGGUGGCUAUAGACCUGGACUGCGGCCUUGUUUUCCAGGAGUACAAGCUUCUCUAUUCCAUCUUUCAUGUCAUUGCUAUGUGCUCCACCUUUGUCAACCCUCUGCUGUAUGGAUGGAUGAAUAAGAACUACAGAAAUGGAUUUCUCUUGUUUUUUAGCUGUAAGGACAAACUACAAACCAGCCAACCUGAUGGAUCACUGCGAGGCCACUCCUAUACCCUUCGCGCUACCACAUAUCACGGAAGUUUUCGUAAUACUGGAGAAAAUGGACAACCGCCAACACAUGUCUAAGUGGUUCAUGUUGAAAUGUGUUCAAAAGCCAUUUCCUCUUUAAUGGACAAGUGGACAUUUUUAC